AUGACCACCCCCCUCCAACCCCUCAAACUCUACGGCGACCGCCCAACCGUCAAUCCCGUAAAAGUCCUCAUCCUCCUGAACGAGCUCUCCCUCCCCUACACAAUCUCGUCAGUCCCCUUCACCGAAGUCAAAUCAACCCCCUACCUAUCCCUAAACCCAAACGGCCGACUCCCAACCCUCCACGACCCAAACACAAACCUCACGAUUUGGGAAUCCGGCGCAAUAAUCGAGUACCUAGUUGACCGCUACGACACCUCCCGUCGCAUAAGCUUCGAGCCCGGAACCCACGACUUCUACCUCGCGAAGCAGUGGUUGCAUUUUCAGAUGUCCGGACAGGGGCCGUACUAUGGGCAGUUGGCGUGGUUUAAGAAGUUUCAUCAUGAGCCGGUUCCUAGUGCUGUUGAGAGGUAUGUUAAGGAGGUGAAUCGGGUGACUGGGGUUUUGGAGGGGUGGUUGGAGAAGCAGGCAGGGGUUUAUGGGGAGGGUGAGGGGAAUGGGCCGUGGCUUGUUGGGGGGAAGUUGUCGUAUGUGGAUUUGGCGUUUGUGCCGUGGCAGAGGGUGCCCGGGAUGUUUGUCGGUGUGGAGGAUUUUGAUAUUGAGAAGUAUCCGUUUGUGAAGGGGUGGUUGGGAAGGAUGCUGGCGAGGGAGGGGGUUAGGGUUGGCAUUGAGGGGGAGAAGGAAUGA
This is a messenger RNA of Aspergillus oryzae RIB40, 684 nucleotides long. RefSeq names its product glutathione S-transferase tpcF (gene tpcF). The record is from RefSeq and is a predicted model, not a curated record. The transcript has a single exon. NCBI's taxonomy places the organism in Eukaryota, Fungi, Ascomycota, Eurotiomycetes, Eurotiales, Aspergillaceae. The coding region runs from base 1 to 684 and encodes 227 amino acids.